Molecule: messenger RNA, 2063 nt
Organism: Paramisgurnus dabryanus
Lineage: Eukaryota; Metazoa; Chordata; Actinopteri; Cypriniformes; Cobitidae
Gene: baxa
Product: BCL2 associated X, apoptosis regulator a
Biological process (GO): extrinsic apoptotic signaling pathway in absence of ligand; mitochondrial fusion; regulation of apoptotic process
Cellular component (GO): mitochondrial outer membrane
Molecular function (GO): channel activity; BH domain binding
Source: RefSeq, a predicted model, not a curated record
UUGAUGACUUCCUUCCUGCGUUCAACUACGUCAGAGGGAAGCGUUCUCACUUAUUGCUAAUAUGGCAGCGCUAUCGGGUGGAGGCGAUACGGGCAGUGGCAAUGGCAUUGACCAGAUGUUGGACCUGGGAGCUGCACUUCUUAACAAUUUCAUCUAUGAACGGGUUCGUCGCCAUGGAGACUGCGAUGCUGAGGUAACCCGAAGUCAGUUAGGUGCGGUGGAGUUGUGUGACCCCAGCCAUAAACGCCUUGCUCAGUGUUUGCAGCAGAUUGGUGAUGAGUUAGAUGGAAAUGUGCAGCUGCAAAGGAUGUUGAACGACUCUGCUCUUCAGCCUACUAAAGACGUCUUCGUUAAAGUGGCCCUUGAGAUUUUCUCUGAUGGAAAGUUUAACUGGGGAAGGGUGGUGGCACUUUUUUACUUUGCAUGUCGGCUUGUCAUCAAGGCCAUUUCAACAAAGAUUCCUGAAAUCAUCAGAACCAUCAUCAGCUGGACCAUGUCCUACAUUCAGGAACAUGUGAUUAACUGGAUCAGGGAACAGGGUGGAUGGGAGGGAAUUCGCUCUUACUUCGGGACCCCCACAUGGCAGACCAUCGGGGUCUUCCUGGCUGGAGUUCUCACCACUGUGCUGGUGAUCCGCAAAAUGUGAAGUCAUGAACGGAGAGGAAGAUGGAGAGAGAAAGAAGACAGAGUGAGAAAAGACCAGCAAAAGGGAACUAAAGAUGAGGGGGAAAUGGAAGAGAGCAAAGAAAUGUGAACAGACUAAUAAGAGAGUUGAAAACGGUGUCAACUCCUAGAAAAAGAAAGAGAAGAGAGAUAGAGAGAAGGUGGAAGGAGUGAGAGUCAAGCAUGAUACAGAUGUUUUCAAUCAUUCUUGAUACUUCUGAGCCUGUGCCCUUUCCAAUCUAUACAUUGAUCUCUGUAAUAUUUGCACUAAAAAUGAACGAGAGAUUAAUUCGGAAGUUCAGGUUUAGGUAUAAUUUUAGUUAUUUAUUUUUUGACUUUGGGUUAUGGGUGUUUAGGUCAUAUAGGUUCAGAGACUAAAUACAUUGGAUAUAUGAUUUAAUAUAUUGAUAUUUUCAAGGCUGAAAUUACUGUUACCAUUUCAUAUUCUAUAUUAGUUUUAAGUCAUAAAGAAUUUAUAUGUAAUGGCAGUCAAAAUUGAUUUGAUAAGGAUUGAUAAAUCUGUAACUAUUAAAUCUAUAUCUGAUUGUCAUAUUGUCUGUCUUCUGAAAUAAUAGGAAUGGGCUCAGGGUGGAUUCUGUUGACGUCUGAAUUUCUCCUCUCUUCUUCAUUUCUCUCUUCUUUCAAGAUCUCGUUCAGUUCAUCACAAUACUAUGAAACGUUUAAAUCUGGGUUGUGCUUCAUUGAAGAAGGUGCAAGGUUAGGCCUCUGAAGCGUACAUGUAGUGUUUGCAACAGAAUUUGAGCAGGGGAAUACAUCACAGCCAACCAAUCAGCACUGUGUUUGUGAUGUGAGGGCGUGUCCAAGUACGGUAAGCAAUGAGGCCUUGCUGUAACCGGGAUGGACAAUAGUGAUGACUUUUAAAUGCAUAACAAUUCUCUGGGCCAUGUUUUUUUACAGAACCAAAUCAGUGGCCUGUCUGACUAUCCAGAUAUAUAGGAUAAUCACAUUUUAAACUUGAAUGGAUUGCAGUUCAUUUUGCUCAGUCUGGUGCAAACACUUGGUGCAUUUGUAAUACCCAUGCAGAUUUUUAUCUGGGACUUGCGAACAGACCAGUUGAGCUCUUCUCCUCAGCAAAGUCUUCUCAGUACUGUAUUUUUAAUGUUGGUUAGUCAAACCCACAGCGCUGUUUGCCCUUUUUUUAUACGUAUCUUUAAUUUUCGGUUGUUUGGAUAAAGUUAUCGCUUUGCUUUUUAUUGAUUCUUUUGUUGAAAGUGCCUUGGCCCUUUUAUGAUACUAGCCACCACUUUUUCAUCUUUUUCUACAUCUUUGUACAUUGGUAUGAAUUGUGCACCCUAUGGAAGUCUAUGUACUGUGAGCCCAUGAGUUUGUUUUGUAAGAUGUAAAAUAAAACAAACUGUUUUUAUGGAUUUCAAUAUAAA